AGCGGUAAUGAACCGCAUCCCCAAACCAUCCCAUCCUUAGUUGAUUCGAGCUUGGGCCAGGCCGAUCGGCAGGAGACCGCGGACCAAUGGUUGCCACCAACCAUCCCUCCAUGCCAUUUAGUCAGCUCUUGAUCGUGGCCAUCUCGUGUCAUGGUGCUUCUCGUUCAGUUCCAGUGAACAACACCUCCUUUGGGCUCCUCGAACAUCUGCCGUCUUCUUGGCUGGUGCCGCCGUCCGCGCGACUCCUCUCGUGUUCGCCGCAUCGUCUCCGCCACCGCUCGACACCCGAUCAUUCCUCCGCAAUAUCUCCUUCCGUCAUUCUCUCGACGAGACCCGUACCCCUCUGACCAGUGUUACUAGCUCAGUUGCAACAAUGGGUGGCUCGUUAUCUCACUUCAAGCUACUAGCGAUUCC
Messenger RNA from Aspergillus ibericus CBS 121593, 414 nucleotides. RefSeq lists its product as uncharacterized. The transcript has 2 exons. The record is from RefSeq and is a predicted model, not a curated record. The coding region runs from base 87 to 347 and encodes 86 amino acids. Lineage: Eukaryota; Fungi; Ascomycota; Eurotiomycetes; Eurotiales; Aspergillaceae.